Messenger RNA from Chionomys nivalis (European snow vole), 3737 nucleotides. It is a transcript of the gene Rest, whose product is annotated as RE1 silencing transcription factor. Gene Ontology annotation, biological process: regulation of gene expression. The record is from RefSeq and is a predicted model, not a curated record. Gene Ontology annotation, cellular component: nucleus. The transcript has 5 exons. NCBI's taxonomy places the organism in Eukaryota, Metazoa, Chordata, Mammalia, Rodentia, Cricetidae. Bases 295 to 3612 code for a protein of 1105 amino acids.
GUGCUGGAAUGUGCGGCUCCCGCGAGCUCGCGGCGCAACAGCAGACCGGGCGCCGCCGAGGCCGCGGGCUCCAGACCGGGGCAGCGGGGAGCUCUGCGACGGCAGGGCGAGGGCCGGAGGUCUGAUCCCGCUCCGCGAUCGCCCCGCGGAUCUCGCGGGCCUCGGCGCUCAACUUUUCCCCGCUCUCUCUCCCCUCCCCCGAAAGUCCAGCAACAAAGAAAAGGAGUUGGGAGCGACGGCGGCGGCGACGCGGGAGCGGCGGUCCGUGGGCGCGCAGGCGAGCGGUGUGCAGUUAUGGCCACCCAGGUGAUGGGGCAGUCUUCUGGAGGAGGAAGUCUGUUCAGCAGCAGCGGCAACAUGGGCAUGGCCUUACCUAACGAUAUGUAUGACUUGCAUGACCUCUCCAAAGCUGAACUGGCGGCACCCCAGCUCAUCAUGUUAGCCAAUGUGGCCUUAACUGGGGAAGUCACUGGCGGCUGCUGUGAUUACCUGGUGGGUGAAGAAAGACAGAUGGCAGAGUUGAUGCCUGUGGGGGACAACCACUUCUCAGAUAGCGAGGGGGAAGGACUUGAAGAAGCUGCCGAACUCAAAGGUGACCCCAGUGGGCUGGUAAAUGUGGGACUGAGAAGUUUGGAGCUCGGCGCAGUGGAGCCACAGCCGGUGUUCGAAGCAUCAGCUGCCCCAGAAAUGCACAACUCGAGCAAAGACCUCCCUCCCGAAAUGCUUGGGCCCGAGGACAAAGGCAAGAACAUGAAGGCCAAACCCUUUCGCUGCAAGCCCUGCCAGUAUGAAGCCGACUCCGAAGAGCAGUUUGUACAUCACAUCCGGGUUCACAGUGCGAAAAAGUUCUUUGUGGAAGAGAAUGCCGAGAAACAGGCCAAAGCCAGGGAAUCUGGCUCUUCCGCGGCCGAGGAGGGGGAUUUCUCCAAGGGCCCCAUCCGCUGCGACCGCUGUGGCUACAAUACCAACCGGUAUGAUCACUACACGGCCCACCUAAAACACCACACCAGAGCUGGGGAUAAUGAGCGUGUCUACAAGUGUAUCAUCUGCACGUACACAACAGUGAGCGAGUAUCACUGGAGGAAACACUUGAGAAACCAUUUUCCAAGAAAAGUCUACACGUGUAACAAAUGCAACUAUUUUUCAGACAGAAAAAAUAAUUAUGUACAACAUGUUCGGACUCACACAGGAGAACGCCCUUAUAAAUGUGAACUUUGUCCUUACUCGAGUUCUCAGAAGACACAUCUAACUCGACACAUGCGUACUCAUUCAGGUGAGAAGCCAUUUAAAUGUGAUCAGUGCAGUUAUGUGGCUUCAAAUCAGCACGAAGUGACCCGACAUGCAAGACAGGUUCACAACGGGCCGAAACCUCUUAACUGUCCUCACUGUGACUAUAAAACGGCAGACAGAAGCAACUUCAAAAAGCAUGUGGAGCUGCAUGUCAACCCACGGCAGUUCAACUGCCCCGUGUGUGACUAUGCGGCUUCCAAGAAGUGUAAUCUACAGUAUCAUUUUAAAUCUAAGCAUCCUACCUGUCCUAGUAAAACCAUGGAUGUCUCAAGAGUGAAACUGAAGAAAACCAAAAAGAAGGAGGCUGACUUGCAUAAUAACAACAUCACCAAUGAAAAAACAGAGAUAGAGCAAACAAAAACAAAGGGGGAUAUGUCUGGAAAGAAAAACGAGAAACCUGUAAAAGUAGAGAAAAAAGAGAAGAAGUCUUGUGGCAAUGUUGCAGUGGUCCAGGUAACUACCAGAACUCGGAAAUCCGCCGCAGAGAUGAAACACAUAGAUGUACAUACAGGAAAUAGUUCAGACAAAUUCAGUAAAGCCAAGAAAAACAAAAGAAAGAUGGAUGCUGAAGCCCAUUCCUCAGAUGAUCCUGUGAAUGAGGAACCAGUGCCGAAAAAGAAACAGAAGACAGAGAGCAAAUCCAAAAACAGAUCCGAAGUGCCAAAGGGGGACAGCAAAGUGGAGGAGGGCAAAGGGGACAAUAAAAAGCAAAAUAUUUCCAUUAAGAAAGGUACAAAGAAGAAAACUGUAAAAAGUAAACCAAGUAAGAAAGGCAGCAGACCUGCUCAGGAGACUCAGAAGGAGACAGCUCAGACAGAGCCUCCCUCCCUAGAGCUGACUCACGGGGAGGUCUCUCCAGUUCCUGCUCAGGUUGUGGUCACUGUGACAGGGUCUAUUCAGACAGGGCUUCCUUCUCCCAUGGAUAUCGCUCACACAGGGCCUGUUCAGAUGGAGGUUUCCCAGUCAGGGGUUCCUCAGGUGGAGCUGCCCCUUUCAGUGGCGCCUGCUCAGGUGGAACUGCCAUCUCCCAUGGAGCCUGCUCAGAGUGAGCUGCCCCCUUCAGUGGCGCCUGCUCAGGUGGAACUGCCAUCUCCCACGGAGACUGCUCAGAGUGAGCUGCCCCCUCCAAUGGAGCCUGCCCAGAGCGAGCUGUCCCCUCCAAUGGAGACUGCCCAGAGCGAGCUGUCCCCUCCAAUGGAGCCUGCUCAGAGCGAGCUGCCCCCUCCAAUGGAGCCUGCUCAGAGCGAGCUGCCCCCUCCCAUGGAGCCUGCUCAGAAUGAACUGCCAUCCCCCGUGGAGUCUGCUCAGAGUGAACUGCCAUCCCCCGUGGAGUCUGCUCAGAAUGAACUGCCAUCCCCCGUGGAGUCUGCUCAGAGUGAACUGCCAUCCCCCACAGGGCCUACUCACAUGGGAUCUGUUCAAGAGGAGCUUCCUGCUGUCAUGAAACCACCUCUUCAAGUCAAGCCCAUUACUAAAAGGUCAUCUCCCCGAAAAGAUAAGACGAAGGAGAAGUUGAGCAUACGGCGUGAGAUGCUGCGGCAGGAACAAGUCCUCAUUGAAGUUGGCUUAGUGCCUGUUAGAGAGAGCCAGCUUCUAAACGAAAGCAAGAGUGCACAGGGUCGUCCAGGCCUGUCUUCACCACUGCCAAAGGGAAACUCAAGAAGAGAAGAGACACCCAAGGACCAAAACAUCUCUGAGGGGGAAGGAGUAGCCCCUCUCAAAGUAGGGACUGAGGAAGCCUGCGAGAGCCAAACUGAACUUGUUGCUCCAAAGGAAUCUACCAGUGUGUUAUCCUCUGAGCAAAAUUCAAAAGUGCCAGAUGGUGAAACACUACAUGCUAAGUGUCAGACAAGUUCAGCUGGGGCUUGUGAAAUUGAAGUGGGCACUGAGCAGAACACAGCAGACAAUGUCCCUGUGAAGGACUCAGCAGUCGAGCCAGGGUCACCAGUGCCUCGUCUCCUAUCAGCAGAACGUGAAGUGGCAUCAGCAGCUGUAGUGGCCUCACCGCCUAUCACUUUGGCUGAAAACGAGUCUCAGGAAAUUGAUGAAGAUGAAGGCAUCCAUAGCCACGAUGGAAGCGACCUGAGUGAUAACAUGUCAGAAGGCAGUGAUGAUUCCGGGCUGCAUGGAGCUCGGCCAGGGCCACAAGAAGCUGCUUCAAAAAACGGAGAGGAAGGAUUGGCAGUUAAAGUAACUGAGGGAGAUUUUGUUUGUAUUUUCUGUGAUCGUUCUUUUAGAAAGGAAAAAGAUUACAGCAAACACCUCAAUCGCCAUUUGGUUAAUGUGUACUUCCUUAAGAAGGCAGCUGAGGGGCAGGAGUAGACCGGAAGUGCAGUUCCUGGUGUAAGCAUGUCUCUGCUUCUAGUUUAAGGCAGGAGGCAAAUGCAAGCUUGCUUUAAGUAGUGCCCAGUGCUGAUUUUGAAGUGACAUUCUUUUUCUUAGGACUG